Prunus mume (Japanese apricot) is the source of this 1417-nucleotide messenger RNA. Its product is annotated as N-terminal nucleophile aminohydrolases (Ntn hydrolases) superfamily protein. Gene Ontology annotation, cellular component: cytoplasm. NCBI's taxonomy places the organism in Eukaryota, Viridiplantae, Streptophyta, Magnoliopsida, Rosales, Rosaceae. Gene Ontology annotation, molecular function: N4-(beta-N-acetylglucosaminyl)-L-asparaginase activity. Gene Ontology annotation, biological process: protein deglycosylation. The record is from RefSeq and is a predicted model, not a curated record.
ACCUUCAAGUGGACAAGCCGAAUCACCUGCAGGUCAAACUCGUUCUUCUUCCUGAAGAAGGACCAGCAGCACAGAUAACAGAGCAGCAGCUGAGCUUUUGAAAGAUGAAAGACCUUCACUCUUUGCUGCCCCACUCGAUGGCUGCCACCAAUCUGAACUCCGCAUCUAUCUUUCUCCUUACAUUUGCAUUACUCUUCAUGGUCAUGGGACACGAAGCUUCGAAUUCCGGGCAAUACCCUGUGGUGGUGAGCACAUGGCCAUUCUUAGAGGCUGUCAGAGCAGCUUGGAGGGUUGUUGAUAAUGGGUUCUCUGCGGUGGAUGCCGUUGUUGAGGGUUGUUCAGCUUGCGAGGAACUCAGAUGUGAUGGUACAGUUGGCCCUGGUGGGAGUCCAGAUGAGAACGGAGAAACUACAAUCGAUGCUCUGGUCAUGGAUGGGGUGACAAUGGAGGUUGGAGCUGUUGCUGCCAUGAGGUAUAUAAAGGAUGGAAUCAAAGCUGCUAGGUUAGUGAUGCAAUAUACCGAACACACUUUGCUUGUCGGAGAGCAAGCCGCAGCUUUUGCUAUUUCUAUGGGUCUUCCAGGACCAACAAACCUUAGUUCAUCGGAGUCUAUGGAUAAGUGGACCAAAUGGAAAGAAAACCACUGCCAGCCUAAUUUUUGGAAAGAUGUUGUACCUGUAGAUAGGUGUGGCCCUUAUCAUGCAAAGGACUUCCUGGGCUCUUCUCAUGGGACAUGUUCCAAAACCACUCUGAUGGAAAAUAUUAAAUCAAGAUCAUCUCAUGUUGGUCGUCACAACCAUGACACCAUAUCAAUGGCAGUUUUUGAUAAAAUGGGGAACAUCGCUGUUGGUACCUCAACAAAUGGAGCCACAUUUAAGAUCCCAGGGAGGGUGGGUGAUGGACCAAUUGCAGGAUCUUCUGCAUAUGCUGAUGACGAAGUUGGUGCUUGUGGUGCAACUGGAGAUGGUGACAUCAUGAUGCGUUUCCUUCCAUGUUAUCAAGUUGUGGAGAGUAUGAGAUUGGGGAUGGAACCUAAUCUUGCGACGAAGGAUGCAAUAUCACGAAUUGCGAGAAAAUUCCCUGAUUUUGUAGGAGCUGUGUUUGCCAUCAAUAAGAAGGGCGUGCAUGCUGGUGCUUGCCAUGGAUGGACGUUUCAGUACUCAGUAAGAAGCCCGGAAAUGGAUGAUGUAAAGGUUUACACCGUGGUGCCCUGACAAAGCAACUGUCUGUCAUCAUUGCAAUGCUUUUCUCCACCACAGAGUUUUUGUAGUGAAUGAAUUAUAUUUUUUUUGAACUGUGUAAUCUUGGAUGAGAGGUUCAACUUAUCGUCAAAAUGAGAACAUCUUUUGAUUAACUUUUGUUGAACUUGUGAGGAGACUUUUAUAUCUGAGGACUUUGUGGCUGUUUUUCUGUUGAA